AUGAUUUGCAAGUUUGGGAAACAACCUGAAAGUGUGCAGUUGGCGAUCACAAAAAGGCAUCAUGAGUUAUGGCUAUCUGUGAACUCUACCCCCCUUCCCACUAUCAACCAUGAACUGCCCCUCUCAAAAUCAUCAGUUGAGCCAAGACCUCUUACCCCUGAAGAGCACCAACUGUUUCAGAAUCCAGACAAACUGCAUGGGAAACGCUUUGUCCUCUCACCCCACACAGAGGAAUCUGGAGUAUAUGAGGUCAUUGGGUACCACAAGAAGAGGGACAGCUCAGUCCAAUAUGAUGUGCUUUUUGAUGAUUGUGACGACCCAAUCUUGCUCAAGGCAAGGGAGGUGAUGAGAAUGUUGGAGGAUAGCCUUCACAUACCUAAUUGA
Cantharellus anzutake is the source of this 384-nucleotide messenger RNA. RefSeq lists its product as uncharacterized. Lineage: Eukaryota; Fungi; Basidiomycota; Agaricomycetes; Cantharellales; Hydnaceae. The coding region runs from base 1 to 384 and encodes 127 amino acids. The transcript is spliced from 2 exons. The record is from RefSeq and is a predicted model, not a curated record.